AUGAGUUUUUCUAAAUUCAAUUUUGCCUCAUCUACUUCAAGUUCUUCAUCUUCUGACGAAGAGAAUGAACUAAUAGAUAAUAUGGUUGAUUAUUCCUUUCAAUACGCUAUUCCUCCUAUUGUUUCAACACUACAACCAAGGGUGAGAACCAACAAAAAAUGUCAAAUUCAAAGAGACCAUUCAAAAGGUCAUUCCCAACUAUUUAAUGAUUAUUUCGCUGAAAAUCCUACAUAUUCUUCUCGAUUGUUUCGACGUAGGUUUAGGAUGAAGAAACAUGUAUUUUUACGGAUAAUGAAAGCUGUCUCCAACAGUGAUCCAUGGUUCACUACCAACAGUGAUGCAACUAAUAGAAAAGGUCUAAGUGCUUUACAAAAGUGUUCAUAUAAUGAUCUCAACGUGCUAUAUCGAUCACCUCUUUUAGUUGAUUUGUUUGAAGGAAAGGCACCACCUGUCAAUUUCACGGUGAAUGGAAAUCAAUACGGCAUAGCUUACUAUCUCACUGAUGGAAUUUAUCUUAAAUGGGCUACUUUUAUUCAGUCUAUUACUGAACCACAAACAGCAAAAGCAAGAUUAUUUACCCAACAUCAAGAAGCAGCAAUAAAGGAUGUGGAGCGAGCAUUUGGGGUGUUGCGAGCUCAAUUUGCAAUAAUUAGAAAGCCCUCACUUGCUUGGGAUGAAGAAUCCUCUCUGAUAUAA
Molecule: messenger RNA, 696 nt
Organism: Amaranthus tricolor (Joseph's coat)
Lineage: Eukaryota; Viridiplantae; Streptophyta; Magnoliopsida; Caryophyllales; Amaranthaceae
Exons: 2
Coding region: 1-696 (231 amino acids)
Source: RefSeq, a predicted model, not a curated record